AUGUCAGCUAAUUACUUACCACCCAAUUUAUUGUUGAUGUUUCAACCUCGACAUCCAAUAGCCUACCUUAAACCAACUGAAAAGAAGAAGUUGCCAGAAUACACUGGUAUCUCUGCUUUCAAGAAUACCUUUUUGACUGAAGCUGAUCCAAAUCCAAAUCCAGACAAGAUGGUAUUGAGAGAAGAGAUUAAAAGAGAAUCAAGAACUAAAAAGGAGGAAGCAAUCGCACAAAAGAAUCAAGAACUCUUACAACAAUGGGAACCACAUACAGAAACUAGAGCAACAGGCGAUCCAUACAAGACAUUAUUUGUAGCUCGUAUCGAUUAUAAUACACCUGAAACAAAGUUAAAAGAGGAGUUUUCUCAAUUUGGACCAAUCAAAAAGAUUAGAUUAGUACACGAUGCUGUCUCUGGUAAACCAAAAGGUUAUGCCUUUAUUGAAUUUGAAAAAGAACGUGAUAUGAAAGCUGCACAUAAAUAUGCCGAUGGUCUCAAGAUUGAUGAAAAGAGAGUGUUGGUAGACUUUGAAAGAGGAAGAGUGAUGAAAAAUUGGAAGCCAAGAAGAUUUGGUGGAGGCUUGGGUGGGACCCGUUUGGGUGCGCCAGAGGUCAACCAAACAUUCAGUGGCAGAGAAUUGAAUGAAGAAAGAGAAGCAGAGAUUAAACGUGAGUUACAAGAAAAGUUGUACCAACAACAACAACAACAGCAACAACAGCAACAACAACAACAACAACAGCAACGUAAUGGAAACGGCAACAAUAAUAACAAUAAUAGAGACAAAAAGCCAUAUGACCGACCACAAGGUGACCGAUCAUUCAAUGAUAGAGAUGGUGGUGGUGAUAGAAGAGAGAGAAACAAUGGCGACCGUGGUGACAGAGACGGUGGCGACAGAAGAGACAGAAAUGAAAGAGGUGGCGACCGUGACAGAAGAGACAGAGAUGGUGGCAGCGGUGGCGAAAGAAGAGACAGAGGUGAGAGAAGUGAUAGAGGUGGCGGUGACAGAGACUAUCGUAGUAGUCGAAGUGACAGAAGCACUGGUGAUAGAGAAAGAGACAGAGGAAGUGACCGCGACAGAGAAAGAGAUAGAGGUAGCGACAGAGGAGACAGAGAAAGAGACAGAGGAAGCGAAAGAUCCAGUGGCAGCGACCGUGACAGAGAAAGACACAGAAGUGGUGGCAGUGACCGUGAAAGAGACUACAACAACAAUAAUGGCAGCUCCAAUGACAGACAUCGAGAAAGAGAAAGAGACCAUCACGGUGGUGAAGAUAGAAAUGGAACCAGAGAAAGAGAAAGAGAUUUCUAA
Cavenderia fasciculata is the source of this 1302-nucleotide messenger RNA. It is a transcript of the gene snrp70, whose product is annotated as U1 small nuclear ribonucleoprotein 70 kDa protein. Gene Ontology annotation, cellular component: U2-type prespliceosome; U1 snRNP; precatalytic spliceosome. Bases 1 to 1302 code for a protein of 433 amino acids. The record is from RefSeq and is a predicted model, not a curated record. Lineage: Eukaryota; Evosea; Eumycetozoa; Acytosteliales; Cavenderiaceae. Gene Ontology annotation, molecular function: U1 snRNA binding; mRNA binding. The transcript is spliced from 3 exons. Gene Ontology annotation, biological process: mRNA splicing, via spliceosome.